AUGGCUGGUCCUGAAAGUGAUGCCCAAUUCCAGUUCACUGGUAUUAAAAAGUACUUCAACUCUUACACACUCACGGGUAGAGUGAAUUGUGUUCUGGCCACAUAUGGAGGCAUUGCUUUGCUGCCCCUAUACUUCAAGUUAAGGCCUAAAAAACCACCAGCUGUGAAAGCAUCAUAACUGGGUCUUUCAAUGUCUGACCUCAUCUGUUAAGUUCCAUGCCUGAAGAAGCUGAUGUCAACUCAUCAUGUAAUAUUCAAUUUGUACAAUAAAUUAUGGACCUGG
Messenger RNA from Myodes glareolus (Bank vole), 282 nucleotides. The record is from RefSeq and is a predicted model, not a curated record. Lineage: Eukaryota; Metazoa; Chordata; Mammalia; Rodentia; Cricetidae.